UGGGUCUGUCCCGUGUCCCCAGCGCUCACCCACAGCCGUGUCCUCGCAGAGAGAAGCAGUGAACCCUCACACAGUCUCUCCGCUCCAGCGCUCCCAGCCUGGCGCGUCCCGUUGCGCACAGCACAGUUUCCAACCCUGCACACUUCACAGACGCACUCCGGAUUUUUCUCCCAAAAGCCUCAGGACGACUGCUGGGAAAGAUAGCUACAACUUUACAAGUCAGUAUGUCUCAUGUGUGGAUGACGGCGGAUCGGUGACAGGAAGACUCGGGGGAGUUCAGGUAGAGCAGGAGCGAGGACGAGUCUUGGCUCCCCCCCUGGAGCAGUUUACGCAAGGUGAUAGAGGAGAGGAUCCCCACCGUUACACUAUCACAUGGAUUCUUCUAUGAUGUCACCUAUCACUCUCUGAGCGCUUCAUAGUUGCUCUCCGCUUCACUUCCCUCCCAAACUUCAGUCAGCGGAUCAUUGUGAGAGAACAGGAUGGGAUCGCAGACCGGGACAGCUCUCCUGUGGUUCAUUGUAGCGUCUCAGUGUGUAUCAGCACUGGGGUGCGGACCCCACUACGAAUUCGCAAUUGAAGAGUUCUGCCUGGCCAAAUUCAGACUGGACAUGCAAGAGCUGGACCAGAGACAAUGGUGCAGCUGGGAGGACACAGUCGAGCUCUACGGUGAGCUGACAAACUGCACGUUCCUAGUGGCGCUGAAGAUGGAGUGCUUCUGGCCCAACAGGCUGGUGGAUGAGUUCUUCAUCCGAGUCCACAGGCACUACUUCCAUGACUGCUCGAUGUCUGGGCGGCUUCUCAAGGACCCACCCAAUCGCAUCCUGGGUCCUUUCAUUGUAGUGCCCAUCCUGGUCACCCUCCUGAUGACGGCCCUGGUGGUGUGGAGGAGCAAACGUAGCGAAGGGAUUGUGUAGUGAAGGGAUGAAGGGGGACAAGCAUCACAAAAACUCAAGACAAGAGGUACUUUUUGUCCCUAAGGUUGUGUCAUCUUCACCCUCAGUGACCAAAGGAUCUCUUUUUCUGAGUGUUUUGGGAAAGUGUUUCUACAGGACCGGAAUGUCUUCAUUAUGGACCUGGAAGAGGAGCUGGACAAGAGAAACGUUAAACCAGAUUCAACUUCAGUGAUGCUUGAAUCACCAUUUUGAAUCCUUUGCAGCAGCCAUCUACUGUUACACCAACAGUGUGACAUGGAUUAAAACCAUUUUAUUGGUUUUCAGAGCAAAGAGGAGCUGAACUGCACACCUGAUUCUGAUGUGGACCACUAUAGUGACUGGUGAAAAAAUAUUGUAAAUAUUGAAAAUCACUUUAUUGAAAGAAACUGCUUUAAGGAACUUUGGGGGUUGUGAAAUGUUACAACUGAUAAAUGAAUUUAUCAAUUAUUUUUGGAGACCAUGAAAAUAACUGUUACCUACUACAGCAACACAGGAAUGAAACACUCUUUAAACUAUUGCUAGGCAACAAAAGGACAGUUACUCCGACUUCUGUUAGGGAACCCAGGUUUAUCAGAUUUUAUAUGUGUAGACAUCAGGGUCCAAAAUGUACUUUUUUGUCUAUCUGCCAAUGGCUGGUAAUUUACCAGCUCAAAUAUUUUCAACUAGCCAUAAAGCUACAUAAAAUACAAAGUCAUUAAAAACGCCAAAUCUCUCCCUGCCCCCUUACCUGUGAAUCGCCACUUCUAUGAAGAUUUUCUUGCAAUCUACUUCCACCAUGCUCUUGACUUUUUAAGAUUAAUCUCCUCCAGCAUUCUGACGCGACAUACUUGAAGGACACCGGUGGACUAAAGGGGGGGGAAACAUGAUGAAGUGGCCAACAUGCAAAAAAAAAAAAAAGUUCUUCACACUGGUGCCCUUUUUACUUUUUCUCCACCUGAGUCCGCCAUCAUUGUAGUAAAUGCAAAUUUCUCCUCUGUGGUACCCGACCAAAACCACUAUGGUAAUCAAGCUAGAUAUAGUGAGUGUAACCAUAGUGACACUAGACAACAGCAGGCAAUUAUGCGCUGCCUUUCAUGCUGCCUCCAGUUUGCAGAAUGGAUACAAAACAAAACAAUUAACAGCCUAUUUCAGGAACCUAUGGCGGCUGACCUCAUUUAUUUAAUCCGCCAAUGUAGAUUUUUAAUCGUAUUUAACAGGCAGGUGCUAAUUUUGGACCCUGGUACACAUAUGCUGUAAAUACAUGGAGUAUGUACAAUAUGUAUCCGUUGGUGGAUUGUCAGAAUGUCUUUGUAACACAAUCAAGGCAACCAACCAUAGAAUGCUAAAUUAAUUAUGUUUCCAUGUCAUGCACAAAUACCUGAUUUUCACAGAUGUGCGUAUUACUUGAAAUACGUAGACGAAUCUGGGGAAGUACCGGAAGUAAUCAAGUCGCCAUUACUGUGGAGGCGUCUCCCUUUAACAUGCAAUGAAUUAAUGCAAAUGUGCUAGGAAGUGUACAAUUUUCUAGUUCUACCUUUAAGUGCAAUAUUACAUUUGACAACGAUAUCCAGGAGUCAUUUAACCAUGUUCGUCUACAUGGUGAAACAACAAGUACCGUUAGCUAAGUUAACACUGCUUAGCUAGCUAACGUUAGUGGGCUAACACAGUUUAGUGGCUGCAGUUGUCCCAGAGAAUGAAUUACAUCAACGAACUGUGGCUUUAUUGUAGCUUUAGUUGCACUUACUAGGGCAACAAAAUGACCACAAAGUCAACAUCAUUUGGCAUUAAAAACAGAAUGCGUAAAAUCUUGUAUGGAGUUUUGGUGAGUUACCGUGUUAUUUGGUGAAUCUCAGCAGAAUGCGUCCAUGUUUGCGCAUAGUGAUGGCAGCCAGUGAAAAUACAAAGAAAACAGGUAGGUGUCCUUGUCAAAGCCUUUAGUUUUACUGAAAUCCAUCUUAAAUAAAUUAUGUUAGCCUACUCAUCUCUUUUUAUCAUCUAUUCCAACCAAUUUACUGCAAGCAACCAUGAACGCAUUUGGCUGAAGUCACUGCUUUAAGUCAAAAGCCUAACUGUCAUUUGGCAGUCAAUAAUAUUUAGAUUUUGUGCCAAUGUUUGCCAUCAAUUCGCUGAGAAAUCAACCUACCCAUGCUGCUGUCACUGAGCUGGCAGCAGCAGACACGAGUUGCCACCACAGUAAUGGCGUGCCGCUAUGGCUGAACACACAAAGCAGUCACUGGAUUCAUCUAUACUCUCUAUCAUGCAGAUGGCUUAUGGUCAUAAUGUCAAGCUAUAGUGGGAGUAGAAUCUGUCUGUUUUUAGUUUUCAUUUCCUUUCCUCUGCUCAGACAUACCCUCAAUCCCUUGACAUAUCUACCGCUGAAUCUCUCCUCUGAAAGGCAAACAAAGACAUGUUCCCAUUGCAUAAUGCAAACGGAUCCAGCUGGAAAAAUGCAGGAGAUAAUGAUGUCAAGCGCUAAAGCUUGGCAGAUGUGUAGUAUAGGUGAGAGACAGCAUUACGCGGGGGUUGAGGCCCCAAUUUGGAUGGGCUGUGAUGAUGUCCUGUUCUACAGCUUCCAUCCUCUAUCACCAAGGAAACUAAAAUAAAGAAAUGCCAGCAAACACACAGGCGGAAGUGGCUGACAGUAAAGAAUUUGAAGGCCAACAUACACAGGAGAACAGAAGUUCGGGGACUGUGGACAGUUAAUUAACCAAAAAUUCUCACGUUCUUUUGAUUUCGCUCCCUCAAACCCUUCUGUUAUUCACAUUGGUUGCCGUUAAGCCACUAAACCAACAAUUACAUUAUUGAUUGCCUCCCAUUUAGGCAGUGAACAUGUUUUAAGAAUGAAAAUGAGAACAAAGAGUAGAAAAUUCACAGUGGAAAAAAAUCACAACGCUAACUACAGAGGGAACAUAAAGCAAUGGAUUAGCCAACGCACAUCUCUGCUGAACAUCGCCUAAAGCACAGUUUCUGUAUCAUGGACCAUAUUGAUUUAUGAUCUCCCUGUGUGGUAGAGUGUGCUGUGUGAUCUCUUUCCUCAUUGAUAUUUUUGAAUGCUCUCUGUCUUUUAUAGAUUCAUUGACCUGUAACCUGCCUGUCAGCAAAACACACUUUAAAGCACACCCACACUUCCUCAACAUGAUCUUACUUUGUACUUUGUGCCAAAAGCUCUUGGAAAACAGAGAGAAACGUUUGCGAUGAAAUGUCUAAUUUUCUGUUGGAGUGACUUCUAAUGAUUGAAUUUUAAAGUCUAUGAUCGCGAAGAAAAGUUGAAUAAAACGUCUGAUUAAUGUGUCUGAUA
Messenger RNA from Centropristis striata (black sea bass), 4209 nucleotides. RefSeq names its product receptor activity modifying protein 1 (gene ramp1). Bases 480 to 914 code for a protein of 144 amino acids. Gene Ontology annotation, biological process: regulation of G protein-coupled receptor signaling pathway; protein localization to plasma membrane; intracellular protein transport. Gene Ontology annotation, cellular component: membrane; cell surface; signaling receptor complex. NCBI's taxonomy places the organism in Eukaryota, Metazoa, Chordata, Actinopteri, Perciformes, Serranidae. The record is from RefSeq and is a predicted model, not a curated record. Gene Ontology annotation, molecular function: coreceptor activity. The transcript is spliced from 3 exons.